GGCCGGUCGGAGGCAGCCGCCCGCAGGUCCGCACCCCGCGCAUGGGCGCCGUCCCUAAAGAAAGCUGUCCCCCAUCCUUCUGGCAGGGGUGAAGGUACGGCUGGAUGACGGCUGAGGAUGUGCUAUGGAGCCAGGAUUCAACUGCUCCCAGCUCUGCAAUGGCAGCUCCAGUUUUGGCAGCCAGGAGCAGCAUCAGCGGGCGCUGCAGGAGCUCUGCACUGUCACAGUGACAUCUUCUGACCGCAGUGGGAAGAGCUCCCCAUCCUUCUCUGCUGCUCUUCUGGGAGUUGUGUGGACGUUCCUGACUGGAGGAGUCCUGCUGGCACUCUUCUUUCUUGUCUUCACCAUUCGCUUCAGGAAGAACAGGAUCGUGAAGAUGUCCAGCCCCAAUCUGAACAUUGUGACCCUGCUGGGCAGUGGCUUGACUUACACCAGUGCUUACCUCUUUGGGAUUCAGGAGCAGAGCCUGCCGUCCGGAGACUCGGUGGAAAAGCUUAUUCAGGUUCGGCUCUGCCUGCUCUGCGUGGGGACCUCGCUGGUGUUCGGCCCUGUCCUGGGCAAGAGCUGGCGGCUCUACCGGGUGUUCACCCAGCGGGUGCCGGACAAGCGGGUGAUUAUCAAAGACCUCCAGCUGCUGGCGAUGGUGGCAGCGUUGGUGCUGGCGGAUGCUGUGCUGCUCUUGACGUGGGUAUUCUCUGAUCCAGUCCAAUGCUUCCGAAGCCUCAGCGUCUCGCUCCGGGCGACAGAGAAAGGCAUGACCUGCUCAGUGAGCCGGGUGCAGUCCUGCGCAUCUCUUUAUUCCGACCUUUGGCUCGUUCUCAUUUUAGGGGUCAGGCAGGAAACAGCCAAGGGAAGGGAGAAGGAUUGCACCUGGGAGUUUCCUGGAUUUCUAUUUAAAGAGGAACCGAGUACAUCCUCUUCCCUCCAGUCUAAACCUCCGCUUCUUCUGCCUUGCUUUUUCCUCCUGAACGUCCUUCUGAAUCUCCUUCCUGCUCCCUCAGAGAGCAUCCUCCUGCUGUACGGGACCUACUUGGCCGGUCUGACCGACAACGUCAGCUCCCCGCCAGUCAACCAGUCCUUGACGCUCAUCGUUGGGGUCAACCUCGUUUUCCUGGCUGCCAGCACUGUCUGCUUAGUUCACCGCUUCUUCCGUGCUUGGCACAACUUGCUGUUUGGUUUCACCUCUGGAGGCAUCUUCGUGUGUACAACCACGAUCAACUGCUUCAUCUUUGUCCCACAGCUCAGGCAGUGGAAAGCCUUUGAAGAAGAAAGCCAAACCAUGAGCCACAUGGCAAAGUACUUCACCAGCCCCAGCAGGAGCUGCCGCUCGGUGUACAGCGAGGAGCAGCUCUAUCAGCUCAUAGGGGAGAAAAACUCCAUGAGGCGGCUGCUCACCGAGAAAAACGCCGUGAUCGAGAGCCUGCAGGAGCAAGUGAGCAGCGCCAAGGAGAAGCUGAUGAGGCUGAUGUCUGCGGAGAGCGGCUGCGACCCCCGAGCGAUGCCGCCAGCUCCUUGCACCCGGAGCACAGGGCAGUGUGGGGAGGUGCGGGGUGACUGCUGCCCCCCGGAUGUGGAGCAGGACGGGUGGCAGCCUCCCUGCUUGCAGGGUACACCGCCUCUUUGCAGCAAUGCCCAGGACCUCCAGAAGCACACAAGCCAUGGGAGCCACGAGCCUGUUUGCUCUCGGGUGGUGAUUUCUGACAACAGGGAUGAAGUAGAAUGUGGCCUGGAAGAUGUCCAGCAGUGCAGGCCACCCAUAGGACAGGGGCAGCCUUCAGAGCAGCUAUCGGACCAGGACAUCUCGGCUGGGGUGGUCUGGGAGUCGUCCCCCAAAGUCAGCUAUGUGAGCAGUGAGAAGCUGCGGGAAAUCCUGCAAGACCUGAGCCUGGAUGGCAAAACCUACAGCCCAGCAUUACCUGGGGGUCUCCCGCAUGGCGGCCAGGGCCCCCCAGGAGAGCAGGAAGGAAUGUGGAGGGCCCAGGAGGGCUACCUGGGCAGCCAUACACCCUUCAGCCCCUACCUGGCGAGACGGCGGCGGAGGAUCCCACUGUCCCCUGUCUCUGCCCGCUGCCAUGGACACGUGUCCCCUUGUGCCACAUGUGGGGGGAAGGAGGCGAGCAUUUGGGGCUGUGGGGAGUCAGCACGUAUCUCCCUGGGGAGGGAAGGGGAGAUGGCUGGCAGAGGGCUCCUACACCCACCAGCACCGUCUCCUCCAGCCACCUCUGGGGAGCCCUGCCUCCAGCCAGAGGGAUGGUCAGGAGGGCCGGAAUCCCAGGGAUCUUCGUUGUGCAUCCUGCGGGAGCAGCGGCGGCGGCAGGGCACCCUAAGGGGACCCGCUGAGCCCUCCCUGCGCUCCCUGUACUAUUACCCGGACUCGGACUCCAGCAGCAGCAGCUCUGAGGAGCUGUUCCACGGCUGCCACCGGCCCUGCUGCGAGGUCUGCUUCCAGAGCCCGCGCGGCUCCUUGGGCAGCAGCAGCACGGACACGGACACAGAGCCCAGCAGCUGCACAGGCCACUGGACACAGCACCAGAGCGGGCCCCAGCCUGUGGUGAACUUCAAAGAGGACCUGAAACCCACCUUUGUGUGAUGGGGAGCAGCCCUGCUCGCAGGCAAGUGCCCUCCUUCCCCUGGAACACCACUUGUCUUCAAAGCCACGUGUGCCUCUGAAGGAUGCGUUUUGUGCUGGCAUCUGGGGUUGGGAAUAAACCUUGCCCUGCUCAGAUUGCAGCGUCAGCCUCAGCCUGGUCAGUGGUGACUGCAAACCGUGUUUGGCUGAGGGGUGGUUGGCACUGGUUUUGUCCUGGCUAUUCUGGGCAGCUUUCUGCACCCCACAGGUACCCAGCACCUUUGUUCAUCCUAGUGCUGGCAGUGGAAAGGAGGGCAGGGUGCCUGGAAGAGCCCAACCUUCAUCAUCUCAGAGGGCUU
Molecule: messenger RNA, 2928 nt
Organism: Neopsephotus bourkii (Bourke's parrot)
Lineage: Eukaryota; Metazoa; Chordata; Aves; Psittaciformes; Psittacidae
Gene: GPR156
Product: G protein-coupled receptor 156
Exons: 11
Coding region: 125-2590 (821 amino acids)
Biological process (GO): G protein-coupled receptor signaling pathway; gamma-aminobutyric acid signaling pathway
Cellular component (GO): membrane; G protein-coupled receptor heterodimeric complex
Molecular function (GO): G protein-coupled GABA receptor activity
Source: RefSeq, a predicted model, not a curated record